Messenger RNA from Haplochromis burtoni (Burton's mouthbrooder), 5151 nucleotides. RefSeq names its product MOB kinase activator 2a (gene mob2a). Gene Ontology annotation, molecular function: protein kinase activator activity. Lineage: Eukaryota; Metazoa; Chordata; Actinopteri; Cichliformes; Cichlidae. The coding region runs from base 2892 to 3623 and encodes 243 amino acids. Gene Ontology annotation, biological process: signal transduction; positive regulation of protein phosphorylation. The transcript has 5 exons. Gene Ontology annotation, cellular component: nucleus; cytoplasm. The record is from RefSeq and is a predicted model, not a curated record.
GUGUGUCUGUAUGGAGCGCGGGGGGAGACGUGUUGUCAUAUCCUGAGCUCCUAAAUCAGUUCACGUUCUCUCGUAGUGCUCCGAGGUCUCUUUAUGGCAUCUCUGUAAUGUUCUAGAGUAACGCUUCAUGUUGCUAACGGAGAGUUUGGCUACUUUUCUACUGCAACAUCAGCGAUAUUGCUGUGGUAUUAGCUGCAGCUUGAGUCUUUGAAGGCUUGGUCUCUGCUGGCGUGGACAUUAGAGGAAACUUUGUAUUUAUUUAUAAUGCACUUACACAAUUUGAGUGAGUUUGUCAUUUUAAUGACAGCCUCAGAGUUGAUUACCUUAAAAGCAUUGGUUGAUCAGACGGCUGUUAAAUCCUUUAGUGUGUCAGCUCGUUUAACCGUUGGUGCCCUUUCACCAGCGUGGUACUCAUGUGUAAUUCAAGUUUCUGUAGCUGGAUGGGGAGAAAAACCUGUUGGUCUCGCUUUUUUAGGGGUUGGGCUCUUUCUUUUGUUUUCCCUCUUUUCACUUAGUGAAACGGUGUUUCGUCCCUCUCUCCCUUCUUUAUCCUCCCCUCGCUUUCCCCUUCCCAGGAAUACCCUUUCUUGAGGUUACAUCACCUAGCAACUUUGUAUGUAGCGGCAUGAAUGAUGUACCUCUGCCCCCCCUCCCCAACCGACCUUGCCUUUGCAUGGUUGCAACAGCCUUCAUUCAUAUACCAGUGUUUCAAAACCAAUCACGAGUCAGGUCUUUCCACUGCUCAUCGGUUCACUUUGUCUCUUUCUCUCUCCUCAUCGUUAUCAGUCCAAGUCACACGUUUGUACAAAAACGUUUUUUCUGCUUUCCUCCAAAUGAGUCAUGCACAGCCCGUGCAACCGUUACUCCGGAUGUCUUGAUUUUAUGGUUGGCUUGACUUAUUUGGCAAAAACACAUGCAGAUGGAGACCCACAAGAAGCUGGUCACAUUGUUGAAAGUGACAGUUGAUUUAAUGGCAGUUUCAUUUCUUCCCCUUUCCCCUUGGCACUCCUUUUCCCCUUUGGCUUGUUAUAAGAUGUAGGACUUUCCGCUGUGCUUUAUACACACACACACACACACACACACACACACACACACACACACACACACACACACACACACACCACAUCCUGACUCUCAGGUGCUUGGAAACAAAGGGAGCUAACGAGUGCCAACACUCAUUUCAUCACGCGGUUGAAAAUGCAAGUGAUAUUAUCACUGCAUACGUGCUCCACCUCUUUCUUUUUUUCACUUAGGAAGUGUGUGUGUGAUGUAGUCAUGCUCCACAUAUACUUUCACAUCUGUGUGGAUGCAGGUGAGAGAGAGAGAGGAAUAAUUAAGCUAUGACAGAGGAGGCCUUAAAGCUGAAGCUCCUGUUAGCACUUCUCCAGGGAGCAGAAGGAAGAAGAUGAGGAGGAGGAGAGCUGACGUCAUUGCUGCUGCGGUGCUUCUUUGUCAUCUUGCAUCUCAAAGACUUGUGCGCAGCAGGGUAAGAAUAGGUUAGGCGAGAGAGUCUACAAUCACUGCUGGCUUGUUUGUUUGUUUGUUUGUUUUCCACAUUCAUCUCACAGUUCAGAGCUUCUUUGAGAACUCAACGGCAGAAAAAGAGCAAAGCCCCCCCCCUUGCUGCGGUUACAUAACUGCCAUCUUCUGAAGGUGACUGUCUCCUGGCUCUGCUAUCUCAGUCUUUUUCUUGGCAGGCUGCAGUGAUUUGUUUUCACUAAACAGCAGAGUGGAUUCGGUCUCUUUGACAUUGAAGCGUCAGUAUUCACUGGCAUAGGCUGCCUUCGUUAUGCUCAGUUAAUCCUGUGUUUGUCUGGUGUGUCUGAAGCCUUCGAUUUAAGCAGCAGACAUUGAUCUGUUCUCUGCAGUCCCUUAAAGUGCUUAUGUGUGUUUUGAGCAGUGAGGAAGUGAAUGAUGGGGAGCAAAAGAAGCUGAAUGUUUUUAUUUGUGUCCUUCUCCUUAUUUGCCCGCAUCAUAACUAGAGUACUCUGCAGUGAUUGGCUCACUUCCUGGAGGCUUGUCUCUGCGCUAUCCCCUCCCUUACCGUACCUAUGCAUCAUUUAUAUGAAUGAACAGUCACAGGCACUUAUAUGUGCUCAAAACGCCGUAUAACCUUGUGCUGCGUGUUCAUUCCCGUGUUCAGUCCUUUCUCGAUAUUAAUGCAAGAGCUGGCAAUCACCUUUCUGCAGUUACGAUGACGGUGCAAAACUGCGAGUCUGUCAGCUUCCUGAACUCCUCGACUUUCUGCAGAGGUUGGACAGGAUUUGACUCAGACUUCGAUUUAGUAAACAUUGUGUGUUUGGUCUGCGAUGGGUGGAGAUGGGAUGUUUAGCCCUUGUUUAGGAUGUAUACAGAUGUCAAGAUUACUGCCUCCCAGGGAUUUUCAUCCCCUGCCCCCCAAUGUCCCUCCUUUUCGCUCUACCCUGCAGUCCACCAUGUACUGCCCAGCAGUCAGCAGUUUGUUUAUGGGACUCUGUUUGCCAAGCUAAUCUUCCCGCCUUUCAAGUGUGAGCCAGCAAGUGGGAGGGAGGGAGAGAGGGAGAGAGAGCGAGCGCAAGAGUGUGAAAGUGAAGCAGGCAGUUGCAGUAGUUGGAAAGGAGCGAGAAAGAGAAACCUGCUCAGAGAAGUGCGUCUAGUUUUGUGAAUGGUUGUUUGUUUUGAGGUGUUUUUCUCUGCCCGUCCGGCCAGCUUCGUGAGUGACCUGCGUUGAAGUCGAAGGUCUUUGCAGCAGACAUAUGAUUACACUCAGUGCUACGUUGGAGCUGGGAGCAGUUUUCCUGGUGCACCUGUAGCAGAGUUUCAAACGGGAGCAAAAACGGGGAGGUGAAACGGUAUAUAGGGUGCUGUGGUUUGGAGCAUCGUCACCUUGGCUCUGCUUGAUCGACUGCUGGAUGGGGGUGCUGGUGUGCUGUGACUGCUUCUUCUAUAGGAAGUCCAAAACGAAGCCAAAUGGAAAGAAGCCACCAGCAGAAGAGAAGAAACAGUACUUGGAACCAGAGUUCACGAAGGUCCGCGUGGUGGACUUCGACCUUAAGGAGUUGGUGGUGCUGCCCAGAGAGAUAGAUCUCAACGAAUGGCUAGCCAGCAACACAACAACAUUCUUCAAUCUUAUCAACCUUCAGUACAGCACUAUCUCAGAGUUCUGCACUGGGGAGAUCUGUCAAGCCAUGACGGCCUGCAACACAAUAUACUACUGGUAUGACGAGAAGGGGAAGAAGACGAAGUGCACUGCUCCACAAUAUGUAGACUUUGUAAUGAGUCUUUGUCAGAAACUGGUCACAGAUGAGGAAAUCUUUCCUACAAAAUAUGGCAAAGAGUUCCCCAACUCCUUUGAGUCCUUGGUAAAGAAGAUCUGCCGGUACCUGUUCCACGUGCUGGCUCACCUCUACUGGGCGCACUUUAAAGAGACGGUAGCUCUGGAACUGCAGGGCCACUUGAACACUCUGUAUGCACAUUUCAUCGUUUUCGUAAGGGAAUUCAACCUGGUCGACCCCAAGGAGACCUGUAUCAUGGACGACCUGUCCGAAAUCCUCUGCACCCCUGCCCCGCUGCCAGCACUAACCCCGGCCCCCUCCGCCACAGCACCCUCCCCUUCUUCACAAAACCACGUGACGGAGAGAUGAGCGGGGGGGGCGGUGGUGAAACGGCAGCCGCGGGGGUGUUAGAAGAUCAGAUGGAGAAGGACAGACAGCCAGGCCCUGGUGCAAGCAGGACUUAAGAGACCUUCCACUACCCUUAUAUUUCGCUACAACUCCAACCAACCAGCCGGAAGGAAAAGGGGCGAGGGGGGAUUUUUCAAGGGGGAGGGUUGGGGGUGGUGGGUAGGGGAGGAGUUUGUCACGCCAGCAGGAAUUGGCGUGAGCGUUCCUCCAAGGGACAAAUUCCUCCCACCUUCUCUGCAAUUUAAACUAGGAACAAAAAGUAUGUGUUUUAUUUUUUUGUUUGUUUUUAUUUUCUUUUAUUUUUUGUUGACUUUUUAUUUUUGGUUUGAGAGGGAGGUGCAGUGUGUUUGUCAGCACUUCACCUCCCUCUAUCCUCUGCCUAACAUACAGUACAGGAAGGGGGGCUCUGCUUUGCUUCGACCUACUAUUGUACAGUGUUGUUGAUGUGUGGAGAAGAGGCGUCUCUGCUGACUUGUGGGCUUGUCCUUCCCCCCUUCGACAGUGGGAGGCGGCCGACAGGCGCACGGCCACUACCCUGGCCAGUAGGGAGCCAUGUUACUGCCUGACAGGGGCGAUACUAGCCAAUCACUGUUUUGGGUUGUUUAUGUGGGGGAUGAUUAAAGCGCUUCCUACUCAGGACCUGAGAGAAUACGUCACUGCUGCCAGAGAGACUCUACUCAUUUUCAUUCUCUAUCCCUUGUUCACCAGACUGCUCAGACAGAUGUCGAUUGUGUUUAACUACAAUAUAGUCAAAUAAUCACCAGGGGAACCCCUUAACAAAAAUAUCCCAGAGCUUACCUUUAGAGGGCAGCAAAGAUGUGGAAGAUGCCACAGAAACAGGGUGACGGAGAAGAGAAUAUAAAGAUUGUAUGAGAGAUAUUUAAUCCUAUCAGAGAAUCGAGACUUUGAGACAGAUUGGUGCCUGCAUAAGGUGAAUCAGAGCUGUUUGCUGGUGUCUCACACAGCAGCAGCCCCUUAACCCACCAACACCAUCUCCACCCACUCACUCCAGCAGCACAGAAGGACAAAGACAUGAGGUAAUGUCUGCAGGCGCAGAGAGGGGGAGAGAGGGAUGGAGUGAGAGGUGAGGGCAAUGGUGUGACGCUGCUCUGCUGUUUAAACCAGUAAUUCCAGUGCAAAAUAAAAAUCUAUUUUAUUUUUACCAGUCCCUUUAAAUUUGCUUUUUUAUAUAUAUAUCAGAGGAAAAAUUACUUUGGAAAUGAUAACAGUAUCAUUACACAUGUAUAGAAAAUGCACAGUCUGCUUGGACUUUACUGUACAAAGAAUCACAAGCGGGUUCUGUCAGAAAUAGCCUCUGUAUGGAGGAGGAUUCAAUUUAUAAUUCUCCUUUUUUAUUUAUUUUAACUUUUUUUGCAGGGUUCCUCAGUUCUGGCUCUUGUUUUUAUGUAUUUUAAUUAUUAACUAAGUUAAAAGCAAUUUAAUAUUUUAAGCUCUGCGGAUUAUAAUCUAAUAAAAGAGAGAAAUGCCA